AUGAGUAAAUUGAUUGUCGUCGUAGGAGCUACUGGUAAACAAGGAGGGAGUGUCAUUAAGCAUUUGCUUAGUAACACUAAGAGCGGAGAAUGGAAGAUUAGAGGUCUCAGUAGAGAUACAACCUCAUCAAAGGCAAAAGAAUGGGCUCAACAAGGUGUCGAGAUGGUUUCAUGUGAUUUAAGUAACAAGAAUGAUCUUGUUCAAGCUUUUAAUGGAGCUUAUGGAGUUUUUGGUGUAACUACUCCCACUUGGGGAGUGGACAAUAAUCAAGAAUUUGAACACGGAGUCAACAUGAUUGAGGCUGCAGUUCAGAAUAAGGUUCAGCAUUUUGUUUUCAGCUCUUUGGAUGAUGUUGAGAAAGCCACUCAUGGCAAGUAUCAUGUUCCUCAUUUCACUAACAAGAAUCGUGUGGAACAGGAAGCAAGAAAGAGUGCCAUUCCGUUCACUACCUUUGUGUAUCCACCAUUCUAUGCUGAGAAUAUUCCAUUCAUGAUGUUCAAGUUGAAUCAGGACAAGCAGAGCGCAGCCAUCUAUUCGGGAGUGAGCCCAACACGAAAGUUGCCAAUCUUUUCAGUGGAUGAUAUGGGAAUUGUUGUCUCUCAAGUGUUCCAACAUCCAGAGCAGUACAACAAACAUAAUAUUAUCGCAGCUGGAGAUUUUGUGACUUUCCAAGAAAUGGCUGAAAUUUGUUCCAAGGUGUUGAAGGUUCCAACUCAAUAUGUGGCUUUGGAUGAAGAAGUUGUUAGAAAGCAAAUGGGAAAUGAGAUGAAUGACAUGUUCCAUUAUUUUAGUCAGUAUGGCUAUUAUCAAGCAGAGAAUGAGAAGGAAGAAGUUGAAAAAGUUAGAAAGUCAUUCCCCAGCAUGUUGAACUUUGAACAAUUUGUUGAAAAGAACAAACAAUUCUUUUUGAGAUCUUCCCCAUAA
Molecule: messenger RNA, 924 nt
Organism: Naegleria lovaniensis
Lineage: Eukaryota; Heterolobosea; Eutetramitea; Acrasida; Naegleriidae
Exons: 1
Coding region: 1-924 (307 amino acids)
Source: RefSeq, a predicted model, not a curated record